AUGAUUGCGCCGGGAGCACUUUCAUUUCGACGAGAAGCGCUUCAGUUUCACCCUAGCCGCCGCCGCCGCCGCCGCCGCCGCCAGACUGACGAUGACUACUGCUACUACUACUACUGCGACGACAACGACGACUGCGACGACCAAUUCUUUCCGCCGGCAUUGUUGCAAGAGUUUCGCGACAACACCCCCCCAACCAAUAGUGACGUUUACUGGCCAACAAUAACAAACCCGACUGCCACCCGCAAAGCACACGAGUACAUCAAAGAAGAGACGACACGGCACACGAGACGGGCGAGAGCCAUUGCCGUCAUUCCUGCCCAACAUGAAUUUAACAUGCAACUCCACGUUGGAGGAGAUGCGAAGUACGUUGAAAAUCUCAAAACAACCACAAGCGCUGGAGCCACCAAAUCUCCAAUCCCCUCCAAUGCCCAGCUUCUGCCCCAGAUCCUCCCGUCUUGUCGCUCGCUGGUACCUGCAUGCCCAGAAACUUUUAGAGCCAUGGCGCCAAGUAUAAGCAUUGUCAAUCUUGGGUCUGAGACCAAGAUAGCCGGCCCCUUCACCUUUCAUCAACUGGCCUUGAUCAUAGCCGGCGGGUGCGCCGCCAUUGCCAUCAUCACCAGCUUCUACUUGAUGUGGAGGCAUGCGACCAACUACACCAAGCCUCGAGAACAAAAACACAUCAUCCGCAUCUUGUUCAUGGUUCCCAUCUACUCGGCCUCCGCUUUCCUCUGCAUAUGGUACUACUGGCAUGCCGUCUACUUUCAGGUUCUCAGCGACUGUUAUGAAGCCUUUGCCAUCUCGUCCUUCUUCGCCCUCAUGUGCCACUACAUGGCCCCCGACCUACACGAGCAGAAGGAGUAUUUUAGAAACAUGCACCCCGUGAAACCCUGGGUAUGGCCCGUCACCUGGAUGAACAAGUGCUGUGGCGGCGAGCGUGGGCCUUGGAGAACCCCCAAGAGCGGCCUGACGUGGUUCAACAUUAUUUGGAUAGGCAUUUACCACUACUGUUUCAUCAGGGUAGCCAUGACCAUCACCGCCGUCGUUACCCAGUACUUUGACCGUUAUUGCGAAAGCUCCAACAGUCCAGUCUUUGCGCACAUCUGGGUCUUGGUGAUUGAGUCCGUGGCGGUAACGAUCGCCAUGUUUUGCGUCAUACAGUUUUAUAUCCAGCUCAAGGAGCCGCUUGCGGAACACAAACCCUUCUUGAAGGUCUUGGCCAUCAAGCUGGUCAUUUUCUUGUCAUUCUGGCAGUCCAGCGCCAUCUCGGUCGGUACAUCCACUUUGCACAUUGUCGAAGCAAACGACGUUUUGGCAUAUCCGGAUUUGAAGGUUGGCAUACCUUCGUUGCUUCUAUGCGUCGAGAUGGCCCUGUUUGCUAUCCUCCAUCUAUGGGCUUUCCCAUACUCGCCUUACGUUCCUGGUGCUAAACAGACCUUCUACCCUGUUACCGACCCUUCAUCGGGUCUACCACCCCGUGAGAACGAUCGCGGCGAACCACAAGGCGGACCAAUGGGCAUUAAGGCCUUCAUCGAUGCCAUCAACCUCUGGGAUGUAGUCAAGGCGUUUGGACGUGGUAUCCGCUGGCUCUUUGUUGGCGUCAAGAAGCGCCACAACGACCCAAGUUACAAGAACGGCCACAACAGCCUCGACACCAGCUACCCCAUGAAGCCUUUUGCCAUGAGGCCUGCUGGGGCAAAGAGCACCGAUCAUUUGCCGAUUGCUACACAAUUUCGGCAAAGCACAUUCUACGACAAACCUAGCCCCUUGGGGCCUACCCGGCGCAACGACGAAAGCGCCGGCUUGAUCAACAAUGCCCAGGAUAUCUCCAUUUCUCCACCAAGGGAGCCGAGCCCCUAUCUUGAGCAACCUCUGGAAAACCCCCGGCAAGACGGGCGCGCCUCAAGCCCCUACCACGACCCCCAUCGAGAAGAAUACUACCAAGGGCCGCCAACGCACGAGGAGCACCCGACAGAACAUGGACCCUACCAUGCCUAUUCCGGGCCCGAAGACCUUGAGCAUACGCAAUAUGCCACAGCAUCUUCCAGCAACACAAUGAGUGGCAACAAUCAACAACAAAAUAACAGAAGCUCGACACAAAUCAAAUUCGGCAAUGCACUGUGGGGUGAUCGUCCUCAUCCUGCCGGGCAACCUGCCGGUCAUUUCUAG
Messenger RNA from Pestalotiopsis fici W106-1, 2166 nucleotides. RefSeq lists its product as uncharacterized. Bases 1 to 2166 code for a protein of 721 amino acids. The transcript is spliced from 4 exons. The record is from RefSeq and is a predicted model, not a curated record. Lineage: Eukaryota; Fungi; Ascomycota; Sordariomycetes; Amphisphaeriales; Sporocadaceae. Gene Ontology annotation, biological process: transport. Gene Ontology annotation, molecular function: transporter activity.